Messenger RNA from Camelina sativa (false flax), 1134 nucleotides. RefSeq names its product F-box protein At1g30790-like. Lineage: Eukaryota; Viridiplantae; Streptophyta; Magnoliopsida; Brassicales; Brassicaceae. Gene Ontology annotation, molecular function: protein binding. The record is from RefSeq and is a predicted model, not a curated record.
AUGGAAGAUUCACAACCGUCUCCGUCACGUAACCUAGUUCACGCUGAAAACUCCACAGUAAUUAUCUCCCAGAUACUCGCUAGACUUCCGGUGAGAUCCCUUCUGCGAUUUUGUACCGUGUCGAAGCUUUGGUUACCUAUCUUCCGCAGUAAAAAUUUAGCCGACUUGUUCCUGGCUCAGUCAAAGACUCGGCCUCGUCUUCUUUUCACAUUCAAGGACAUGGAUUCCGGUAAGCGUUUCUUCUUCUCGGCUCCUGAAGACCAAAAGGACGACAAAUCCUCCACAGUUAUCGCCAGACACGACAUCACGAUCUCGGAUCUAGACUACAUCACAUCUGCCCCCCUAAACGGAUUCGUAUGCUUCACACGUGGUUCUUCGGUUGUUCUUUGUAAUCCCACCAAUGGAUAUACACAAACUUUUCCCGUUCCUGAGUUCAACGGAAGAGACAUCUACGCGCGUCUCGGGUACGAUCCCGUCAAAGAUGAAUACAAAUUGUUGUGUGUGAGGAUGUUCCAUGGGUGGGACGGCGAUAGAAGACAGGAGCAUCUGGUUCUCUCGCUAAAACUUAUGCUCGGAUGGAGAAAGAUCCAGACCAACGCAGAUCCCUACGCCUACUUAGAAGGUGGGAUUUGCAUGGAUGGUGCUAUAUACUACGGAGUUGGGCAUACAAGGAUAGCUAGAUUUGAUGUUGGAUCCGAGGAUAUUGCGUUUUUUCAAGGACCCGAAGACUAUAAUGCAAUCUCAUGUUAUUCAACACUCACGAAUUACCAAGGAAAAUUAGCAUGUAUAAGCUACGGUGAAUCCCAUGAGAUGCGUAUGUGGAUUCUACAAGAUGCCGAGAAACAAGAAUGGUCGAACGUCAUGACUUGUUCUGUGCCUUGUGACAAGAAGACAUCUUUGUGCACUGGAGAGAUUCAUACCAACGAGGUUGUACUGGCUUCUAGAUGGUUAGAGUCAUCUAAGCCCUUCUAUGUUUACUAUAUGGAUAUGAUGAGGGAGAGUAUCAGAAGAGUUCAGAUUGAUGGAAUGGCGGAUAAUGAGUUUAGACGUAUCCACGGAAUUGGCAAGAAUGCUCUUAGGAUUUCGUGUUACCCAGGUCACGUUGAGCAUUUUGUUGGGCCCCCUUUUUGGUAA